UCCUGCUCCCGCCGCCGCCGCCGUCCGUCCGUCCGUAGUCCGCGCUCCCGAGCCGCCGCAGCGCCGGGUGCCCCCGGACUUUAUAAGGAUUUGACCUUACUCAAAAUGUGCAAAGAAGAAUGAUGGAAGCCCCUGAAUACCUUGAUUUGGAUGAAAUUGACUUCAGUGAUGACAUCUCUUAUUCAGUCACGUCACUCAAGACCAUCCCGGAACUGUGCCGAAGAUGUGAUUCGCAAAACGAAGACAGAUCAGUUUCUAGCUCUAGCUGGAAUUGUGGUGUCUCAACUCUUAUUACAAACACACAGAAGCCCACGGGAAUCGCCGAUGUAUACAGUAAGUUCCGCCCAGUGAAGCGAGUGUCCCCACUGAAACAUCAGCCAGAGACUCUGGAGAACAAUGAAAGUGAUGACCAGAAGAACCAGAAGGCAGAGUACCAGAAAGGGGGUGAUUCUGACCCAGGCCCCCAACCUGAGGAGCUCAGCCCCAGAGAUGGAGAGAGCAGCCCUCCAAGUAAGAGCACGGAACCCAGCCCCUUGCUGGGCGAACUGGAGCAUUAUGACCUCGACAUGGAUGAGAUUCUGGAUGUGCCUUACAUUAAAUCCAGUCAGCAGCUUGCCUCUUUUACCAAGGUGACUUCAGAAAAAAGAAUUUUGGGUUUAUGCACAAGCAUCAAUGGCCUUUCUAGCAAAGCCUGCUCUACAGGAAAUGCUGAGAACUCACCGUCCAGCAUGACACCAUUUUGUGUUCUCUCUCCUGUGAAAAGCCCUCACUUGAGAAAAGCAUCCUCUGUCGUCCGUGACCAGCAGAAGCUCUCCACUGAAGAAUCUGAGAGUUCUCCUCCUCUGGUUAAAUGUGGCUCUGCAUAUGAGCCUGAAAACCAGAGUAAGGACUUCCCAAAUAAGACCUUUAGUGAUCCUCAUGGUCGGAAAGUUGACAAGGCGAUGCCAGACUGCCAGCUCAGGGCCUUCCAUCUGCAGUCCUCAGCACCAGACCCCAAACUAGAGGAGCAGAUCGGUGGCAUGAACUGGACCAGCUCCCAAGGCCCAGAAGAAAGGAGUGAGUACCUGAAAAAAGUAAAAAGCAUCUUGAACAUCGUUAAAGAAGGGCAAAUAUCUCUCCUGCCACACCUAGCUGCCGACAAUCUAGACAAAAUCCAUGAUGAAAGCGGAAACAAUCUCUUACACGUUGCCGCAGCGCAGGGACAUGCAGAAUGUCUGCAGCACCUCACGUCUUUGAUGGGAGAAGAUUGCCUCAACGAGCGAAAUGUGGAGAAGUUGACUCCAGCGGGCCUGGCCAUCAAGAAUGGUCAAUUGGAGUGCGUACGCUGGAUGGUGAGUGAAACAGAAGCCAUUGCUGAAUUGAGUUGUUCUAAGGAUUUUCCAAGCCUUAUUCAUUACGCAGGUUGCUUCGGCCAGGAAAAGAUUCUGCUGUGGCUUCUUCAGUUCAUGCAAGAGCAGGGCAUCUCACUGGAUGAAGUGGACCAGGAGGGCAACAGCGCCGUUCAUGUGGCUUCCCAGCAUGGCUACCUCGGGUGCAUACAGACCCUGGUUGAAUAUGGAGCAAAUGUCACCAUGCAGAACCAUGCGGGGGAAAAGCCCUCCCAGAGCGCUGAGCGCCACGGGCACACCCUGUGCUCCCGGUACCUGGUGGUGGUAGAGACCUGCAUGUCGCUGGCCUCCCAGGUGGUGAAGCUAACCAAGCAGCUGAAGGAACAGACAAUGCAACGUGUCACACUGCAGAACCAGCUCCAACAACUUCUAGAAGCCCAGAAAUCAGAGGGCAAAUCACUCCUUUCUUCGCCCAGUUCGCCAUCCUCCCCAGCUUCCAGAAAGUCCCAAUGGAAAUCCCCAGAUGCAGAUGAUGAGCCUAUAGGCAAAAGCAAACCAGGAAUCCAAGAGGGGAUUCAAGUUCUUGGAAGCCUGUCCGCAUCCAGCCGGGCUAGGGCCAAAGCUAAAGACGAAGAUUCGGAUAAAAUCCUACGCCAGUUAUUAGGAAAAGAUAUUUCAGAGAAUGUCUGCACCCAGGAAAAGCUGUCCUUGGAAUUCCAGGAUGCUCAGGCUUCUUCUAGAAAUUCAAAAAAGACCCCACUGGAGAAAAGGGAACUGAAGUUAGCCAGGCUGAAGCAGCUGAUGCAGCGGUCACUGAGUGAGUCUGACACAGACUCCAAUAACUCUGAGGAGGCCAAGGGCACGCCCGUGAGAAAGGCUGACAGGCCCAGACCACAGCCUGUCGUGGAAAGCGUGGAGAGUAUGGACAGCGCAGAGAGCUUACACUUGAUGAUAAAGAAACACAGCUUGGCAUCAGGACGCAGGUUUCCUUUUAGCAUCAAGGCCUCCAAAUCUCUGGAGGGCCACAGCCCAUCCCCCACCUCAGAGAGCAGCGAGCCAGACUUGGAAUCCCAGGGUCCAGGCUCGGGAACCACUCCCCCAAGCCAGCCCUCUGGAGAACCCCCUCAGCCCAGCCCUGACAGCACAGCUGCCCAGAAAGUGGCCACGAGUCCCAAGAGCGCCCUCAAGUCCCCAUCUUCCAAGCGCCGGACAUCGCAGAACCUGAAACUCAGAGUUACCUUUGAGGAGCCUGUGGUGCAGAUGGAGCAAACUAGCCUUGAACUAAACGGAGACAAGGACCGAGAUAAGGGCAGGACCCUCCAGCGGACCUCCGCAAGCAGUGAACCAGGGGAUCAACUGAAAAGGCCUUUUGGAACCUUCCGAUCCAUCAUGGAGACGCUAAGUGGCAACCAGAACAAUAAUAAUAACUAUCAGGCAUCCAACCAGCUGAAGACCUCCACCCUGCCCUUAACCUCACUUGGGAGGAAGACCACAGACGGUAAGGGAAAUCCCGGGAGCUCUGCUAGCAAAGGAAAGAAUAAGGCGGAGAUGUACGACAGCUGCCUCAAUCUUUCCUCUAACACGCUGAUUGAAGAGCAUCUGUGUGACUAUGCACGGCAUGAUGACAUCAACAGAAAAAUGAAGAAAUCCUACAGCAUAAAGCACGUCGCUGAGCUAGAGUCAAAAGAAUUCUUAUAAAUCACUUUUUUCUUAUCUCUCAUUGCUGCCCUUUGGACACCAUUGGAAACGUCUGGACUGUCCUCUGCGGAAAUAAAAUCACGAGAACAGUGCCUCACCAGCAGAAGAAUAGAUUAUCGGGAUGCCUUAAAUUUAUAGCACUAGAGUAUAUAAGACACAUUUUUGGGUGAUAUUUGUAUAUACAACUUGUUUUUAAAGAGAUGCUGUUUAAAAGCAUGGUUGGGCAAAUGUAUGUUUUUUAAGAUUGAUUCAGCCUCCCCACAGGACAUUCACCAAGCCACUGUCACCAUUUUGUAUUUCAUCAACCGCAUGGGUGUUUGCUGAUGUUGGUUGAACUUCCCUUUCCCCAUAACAUGGGCAGUUUGGGCUCAGCUUCUCAAUGAGACCAGGUCAGUGCUAUUGUUUUCUGUUAAGAGUGUUUUUUCUGUCAUUUCUACCUUUUGUGUAAAGGAAAUAAAACAAUGUUAACAGCCACCUAUAAGC
This is a messenger RNA of Eubalaena glacialis (North Atlantic right whale), 3509 nucleotides long. RefSeq names its product synuclein alpha interacting protein (gene SNCAIP). The record is from RefSeq and is a predicted model, not a curated record. NCBI's taxonomy places the organism in Eukaryota, Metazoa, Chordata, Mammalia, Artiodactyla, Balaenidae. Gene Ontology annotation, molecular function: ubiquitin protein ligase binding. The transcript has 12 exons. The coding region runs from base 120 to 3026 and encodes 968 amino acids.